Megalops cyprinoides (Indo-Pacific tarpon) is the source of this 1820-nucleotide messenger RNA. It is a transcript of the gene oxsm, whose product is annotated as 3-oxoacyl-ACP synthase, mitochondrial. The transcript has 2 exons. The coding region runs from base 227 to 1618 and encodes 463 amino acids. Gene Ontology annotation, molecular function: 3-oxoacyl-[acyl-carrier-protein] synthase activity. NCBI's taxonomy places the organism in Eukaryota, Metazoa, Chordata, Actinopteri, Elopiformes, Megalopidae. The record is from RefSeq and is a predicted model, not a curated record. Gene Ontology annotation, biological process: fatty acid biosynthetic process.
UUUGAGCUUGCCAUACCGUCUCACUUUGAUUUAGCUUGCUAGCUUGUGUCGGUGAAAAGUGUAGGUGGGUUGUUACCUGCAAGUGCAAAAUGUGACAACAGACAGUUGUCAUUAUUAUGUACUCCUAUUACAGUGUCGUUUUCAAAGAAUCAUAAAUAUUUGGGCGUAUCCAGUGAUCGUUUUCAUAUUCGCGUCGCCACGUUGUAGAAGCCGAAACAGUUACGCCAUGUCACUAACUUGUUGGCAAAAGCUGGUGCUGAAAUCGGCCGGGCACAGACUUUUGAAUCUGAGGACCUGUGUUAGUCCGAGCUCCCGCCUGAGGCGUUACAGCGCUCCCGUUAGCGGAGCGUCCCGCAGAAGAGUGGUGAUCACCGGGGUCGGGCUCGUCUCCCCUCUCGGGACAGGGACCGCACUGCCCUGGGAGCGCUUGAUCCGCGGUGAGAGCGGCAUCGUCGGCCUGGACUCGGAGGAGUACAGAACCGUUCCCUGCCGGGUGGCCGCCUGCGUGCCGAGGGGAGACGGUGAAGGGGAGUUCCGGGAAGACAGGUUCGCUUCCCGAGGGGAGAUCAACAGCAUGUCCCCGGCCACCGUGAUGGCGCUGGGGGCGGCGGAGCUGGCGCUGAGGGACUCGGGCUGGUACCCCACCAGCCUGGAGGAGCAGCUGAGCACGGGGGUGGCGGUAGGCAUGGGCAUGGUGCCACUGGACGAAAUCGCCCGCACGGCCACCGCCUUCUCCUCCAGGGGCUACAGCAAGGUCAGCCCCUUCUUUGUGCCGCGGAUCCUGGUCAACAUGGCCGCCGGGCACAUCAGCAUCAAGCACAAACUGAAGGGCCCCAACCACGCCGUCUCCACCGCCUGCACGACGGGCGCGCACGCCAUUGGUGAUGCCGCCCGCUUCGUUGCCCACGGAGACGCAGAGGUGAUGCUGGCGGGCGGGGCGGAGGCCUGCGUGGGCCCGCUGGCCAUCGCCGGGUUCGCCCGGGCACGCGCCCUCAGCACCAGCUGGAACGACAGGCCUAGGCUGGCCUCCAGGCCCUUCCACCCGGAGCGGGAGGGCUUCGUCAUGGGCGAGGGGGCCGCCGUGCUGCUGCUGGAGGAGUUUGGCCGUGCCCGGGCCCGGGGGGCCAGGGUGUACGCCGAGGUGCUGGGGUACGGCCUCUCCGGGGACGCCAGCCACAUCACCGCGCCCACGGCUGAUGGAGACGGGGCCUUCAGGUGCAUGUCCGCGGCUCUCGGUGACGCGGGGGUGAAUCCGGAGGCAGUGACGUACGUGAACGCACACGCUACCUCCACGCCACUAGGGGACGCUGCUGAGAAUGCAGCCAUCAAGAGACUCUUCCAGCAGCACGCCCGCUCCCUGGCCGUGUCGUCCACCAAGGGGGCCACCGGCCACCUGCUGGGCGCGGCGGGGGCGCUGGAGGCGGCCUUUACAGCUAUGGCCUGUUACCACGGCGCCCUGCCCCCCACGCUCAACCUGGACCGAACCGAGCCAGAGUUCGACCUCAACUAUGUGCCGUGCACGGCCCAGGACUGGAGGACCGAGGGGAGGCGGGUCGCGCUCACCAACUCGUUCGGGUUCGGCGGCACCAACGCCUCCCUGUGCCUGGCCAGCGUCUGAGUGGCAUUGUGGGAUAGCCCCUGCUUCCCAGCGUCUGAGCGGCAUUGUGGGAGAGCCCCUGCUUUUCCAGGGUCUGAGUGGUAUUGUGGGAUAGCCCCAGCUUUUCCAGGGUCUGAGUGGUAUUGUGGGAGAGCCCCUGCUUUCCCCACUGCCACCCCAUUCAGCUGCAUUUUCUCAAGUGAAGAACGGGGUUAGAACAGUG